Corythoichthys intestinalis (scribbled pipefish) is the source of this 2091-nucleotide messenger RNA. Its product is annotated as dystrotelin-like. The transcript has 11 exons. The record is from RefSeq and is a predicted model, not a curated record. The coding region runs from base 881 to 1801 and encodes 306 amino acids. NCBI's taxonomy places the organism in Eukaryota, Metazoa, Chordata, Actinopteri, Syngnathiformes, Syngnathidae.
GGAGUGUGUCUCCAGAAAUGGCAGAUAGUUUCAGGCUGAAGACAUCAGAGAAAUUUUCCAGUCUCAUAUUCAGGAUGUUUGAUAGGUGAAAACUCAUCAACAAAUUGAUUAUGGUGGAUUUCCCUAAAAAAAAUCUCACUUUUUGACCAUUGCUCAUACAAUACACUACAAUUCUUGUUAAAAGCCAAAGAAAGUAGACGUUUUCGCGACAUUGUAUAUACAUUCUUGGUUUGUUCAUGAAUCUGCAAUUUAGUAUGUGUGUUUCAGGAAUCACUUGGGUCAAAUAAGGACUGUUGCCCUCUAUAUUGCUCUCACCUGUUUAUCAGCAGAAAAUCUGCCGCUCAAAUACAGAGCCCUAGUCUGUGCAGCGGCAAGUGCUUCUGGAUCCAUCACCAGGUCUUCUCUCAGAUCUUUAUUAGAGGAUGUCAGCCAGGUUCCUGCAGUCAUUCAGGAGGAAGAGGUGUUUGGUGACGUUGAAGAGGCAGUGAAGUCUUGUUUUUGUGGGGUGCUGACCUCCACUGUAAGCAGGGAGCACGUGAUAUCAUGGCUGCAGAGUGAGCCUUGUCUGUUGCUAUGGCUACCUGUGCUGUAUCGUUUGGUCAUAAGUCAGAAGGUUGUUCACACUGUCCGCUGUCAUAUCUGCAAGACAUUUCCCAUAAGUGGACUCAGGUAUCGCUGUGUGAAGUGUCUGAAGGUCCAUGUGUGUCAGAGUUGCUUCUUAUCAGAGCAACAGACAAACAAACACAAGAGUCACCACUCAGUGAUUGAGUUCUGUACACCGCCCACCUGGCGGGAGUCUUUCUCCUCAUUUGUCCACAGUGCUCGGCAUUACCUGUUACCACGUCGAUAUAUUCAAGGAGAUGAAAGGAGAAAGGGUCUAAUGAGGGAAGAGAGAAGGAAUAGUCAGAGGAGCGGUCCACAUUUGGGGGACAAUCCUGAAGAAGGUGGAGGCACCACCUCUGCUGAAUGUGUUUCCCAUGAUUCCUCUGGGCAAUUUAAGUCUUCAUCUAAAUCACUGCAGACUGAUGAGAUGCUGGUGGAACAGUUGGAGAUGUCCACUUUGCUUGCUGAAGUCAGGGACCUCCACAGAGAUAAACGGCUACUGGAAGAUCAACUGGAGGUAUGUCGUCUCACAUUCCAGUCAGAACAGGGAGCGCUAAAGGAACGAUGCGCCGAGAUGGAGGUUACCAUGGAAUCAGUCAGGGAACACAACUUGUGUCUCCAGGCGACUCUCACUCAGCUGGAGUUCCAAUGUGCCAGUGAUAAGACACGAGACCAGAAUGAGAUAGACAACGCAGCAAAUACGGAUAAAGGAAAGAUGACACCAACUUCUGACGUGGAGACUUGCGUGGAGGAAGUAUUAAAUAUUGAAGAAGAAAUUCUGUUAAAGACCGAUGAUGAGUGGAGCGAGAUGGAGGAAAGUCCACCCCCGACAAUGGACCAGGACAUUGCUUGGUCACAUAACAUCCACUAUGAGGAGGUAGAUUGUGCGGCUAACAGACUUCAAUCGAUACAACAAGAGGACAUCCUCAAAGAGGUGGACACGUGUACAGGUGAUGAACAAGAUCAUGGAACUUAUAGUCCAGAAGAGUUGCUACAGCAGAAUGUGGACCAACUGCUAAGUGUUUUAGGUGCACACAGUAGUAAGGAUACACAAUCAGGUGACAACAAGGAGUUUGUUCUAAUUGAUGCUGCAGAACAGAUUGGAGACUCUUUACUUUACCUUGUGGAUGCUGUGAGACAAGUUCCAAGAGAAAAGGGGAUUUACACCGCGGCAGAACAUGUGUCAUACAGACUUUAAUGUUUACAUGCAUAUCCAUUUUCUCACAGCAGUGUCAAAAAUAUUUUUCCAUCCAUGAAGGAAAUUUCAAUUUGGUUUUAUAUUUUUUUCUUUUGAGACCUGUCUUGCGUUAACAAAAUUCUGUUGUGAAUAAAUGAGCAGUCAAAAUAGAUUUUUCAAAUUUAUUUUCAAAUGUUGUUGUAGUAGUAACAAAUGCCCUACUUUGUAGUCUUUUCACAGCCACGUCUUUGCUGAGAUCUCCCUCGUCGGAGAACUGGCUCUGAAGGGGAUAAGGGUACAGAGUCCCUUUG